Molecule: messenger RNA, 4574 nt
Organism: Vombatus ursinus (common wombat)
Lineage: Eukaryota; Metazoa; Chordata; Mammalia; Diprotodontia; Vombatidae
Gene: GABRB1
Product: gamma-aminobutyric acid type A receptor beta1 subunit
Exons: 9
Coding region: 60-1487 (475 amino acids)
Biological process (GO): chemical synaptic transmission; nervous system process; signal transduction
Cellular component (GO): membrane; neuron projection; GABA-A receptor complex
Molecular function (GO): extracellular ligand-gated monoatomic ion channel activity; GABA-A receptor activity; neurotransmitter receptor activity
Source: RefSeq, a predicted model, not a curated record
GACUAAGUUGCAUUCCUUGAAUCUUCACAGAAAAGAGAAUUCUUUAAUCAGAGUUAGGAAUGUGGACAGUUCAAAAUCGGGAGUGCCUGGGGAUUCUGUCUUUCCCUAUGAUGAUAGCUAUGGUCUGUUGUGCACAAAGCGCUAAUGAACCCAGCAACAUGUCAUACGUGAAAGAGACAGUGGAUAGAUUGCUUAAAGGAUAUGACAUUCGCUUGAGGCCAGACUUUGGAGGCCCUCCUGUUGAUGUGGGGAUGAGGAUAGAUGUCGCCAGCAUAGAUAUGGUUUCUGAAGUCAACAUGGACUAUACACUUACAAUGUAUUUUCAACAGUCAUGGAAAGACAAAAGACUGUCUUAUUCCGGAAUCCCAUUAAACCUCACUCUGGACAACAGGGUAGCAGACCAGCUCUGGGUGCCAGACACAUACUUCCUGAAUGACAAGAAAUCAUUUGUGCACGGGGUUACCGUGAAGAAUCGGAUGAUCCGACUGCAUCCUGAUGGAACGGUUCUUUAUGGAUUACGGAUCACAACAACAGCUGCUUGCAUGAUGGAUCUGCGAAGAUAUCCUCUGGAUGAACAGAACUGCACGCUAGAGAUUGAAAGUUAUGGUUACACCACUGAUGACAUUGAAUUUUACUGGAAUGGAGGAGAAAGUGCAGUAUCAGGGGUUAACAAUAUUGAACUGCCUCAGUUUUCAAUUGUGGAUUACAAGAUGGUGUCAAAGAAGGUGGAAUUCACAACAGGGGCAUAUCCACGGUUGUCACUGAGUUUUCGGCUUAAAAGAAACAUUGGUUACUUCAUUUUGCAAACUUACAUGCCUUCAACGCUGAUUACAAUUCUGUCCUGGGUAUCUUUUUGGAUCAACUACGAUGCAUCUGCAGCCAGAGUUGCACUAGGAAUCACCACCGUGCUGACCAUGACCACCAUCAGCACUCACCUCAGGGAGACCCUGCCAAAGAUCCCCUAUGUCAAAGCAAUUGAUAUUUACCUGAUGGGCUGCUUUGUGUUUGUGUUCCUGGCACUGCUUGAAUACGCCUUUGUAAAUUACAUAUUCUUUGGGAGAGGCCCUCAGAAAAAGGGAGCUGGGAAAACAGACCAGGGGGCUAAUGAGAAGAACAAACUGGAGAUGAAUAAAGUCCAGGUUGAUGCUCACGGCAACAUUCUUCUUAGCACCCUGGAAAUAAGGAACGAAGGCAGUGGUUCAGAAGUGCUUACGAGUGCUAGUGACCCCAAAGCCACCAUGUAUUCCUACGACAGUGCAAGCAUACAGUACCGGAGGCCCCCCACCAGCCGAGAGGCCUAUGGUCGGAGUGCUCUGGAUCGGCACGCCAUUCACAACAAGGGGCGUAUCCGGAGGCGGGCAUCGCAGCUUAAGGUCAAGAUCCCGGAUUUGACUGAUGUGAAUUCUAUAGACAAGUGGUCAAGGAUGUUUUUUCCAGUCACUUUUUCUCUUUUUAAUGUCGUCUAUUGGCUUUACUAUGUGCACUAAAUUCUUUAAGGAUAACAUAAUUUAGAUCAUUACCCUCCUCUAUUGUUCUUUCUAAUCUAGCAGGUCCCUAGCAGCUACACUGCUAUAUUUUUAAGGUAAGAUAUUCAGCCAUCCACUUGGUUUUAGUUCCUACAUAUCAAUUUUAUUACUGUACCAUGUUUACUUCAAAUGAGAACAGUAUUUCCCCCCUAGUACAUUUCGGUCCAGAUUAUUAGCUCUUUGGGAGCAGCUUUGAAACAAUCACUAUUUAUCACCAUGUUUACAAAAAAAAAAAUUACAACAACAAAGAGAUCUAGGGCAACUUUUCCUAAUAUCUCUCAAUUUGAUUUUUUUCUCCUUUUUUAAAAAUGAAAAUGAAAAGAAAACCUUCCUCUUUUCCUGUAUUGCUUCCUGGUGAUCUGUAACAUCACGCUGCCAAAAAAUAAAUAAAUAAAUUCUAAUGUCUCAGAACAAGCCAUUGACAAGUUACAGAUUCUCAGGAAAUCUCUGUUCCCUCCACCCCACAACAGAGGGAAAACAAGGAAUCCCAAAGAGAAAAAGAUUCUCCCACCCACCCCACUCCCAGAAUCUACUCUAUACCUAGUGUGAAGGUUUUCCUAAUCUGUGGGGUGGAGAGUAGAGGAGGUAGGGGUGGAAGGGAGACAGAGACGUCAGCAAUUUGCCUUUAAUUGUGCUUGUCCCGAGUUUGUAUCAAGGUCCUGCAUUGCCUGCUUAAAUGAUGUACUAUACCUUUAAGCUAGAUCCUCUGGAAAGGACUUAUUGAUAGGAUUGUCAGGCAAAAUGUAAAUUAACUUUAGAUCCAAGCUUGUUUGUUAUUGUGAACAUCUUUUCUUCUUCUGACUUAGAAAAUUUUGUGGCAUUGUGCCAUUUUUCUAAAAGACUAUUUCAACUGAAAAGCCCUUGCCUCACAUCAUUCAUCCCUUCCUUGAUGCUCUCCUAUCAUAUUAUAAAGUCCUUGCUCCAGAUGAGAGAAAAACGUAAAAAGACAGAGACAGAGACACACAAAGAGAUAGAAGAAUGCAGAGACUCACAGAAAGACACCAAGUAGAACACAACUGGAAAAACAGAGACACACAGAUACAUCAAGAGGCAAACACAAACAAAGACACAUAAAGGGGAAGGGGAGAAAGAGAGAGAGAAAGAAAGAGAGAGAGAGAGAGAGAGAGAGGAAGCGAAUAUCUUAUUGAGAAAUAAUUUUCUCCUUUCCAUAGGGGAGGCAAGACGAAUAUGCUGAGAAGGCAUGUGAACUGCCAAACAUAACAUGAAAAAGUAGGUAUUUCUCAGUGUUUCGAGAAGCAUUGUCUAAAUCAUGUACUGGUUACAAGAUUCAGAGGGAGUUUGGAAGCAAGAUAUUAGAUUACUGCUGGUUAGUAAAAUAAAUGUAAAUAUUCUACAUGUGCUCCAGAAUAUAAAAUGUAAAAUGAAUCCUCUGGGACAGUUCUGAGAAAACCAAAACAAUUGUUCUCCUAUUCUACUGGUUAGUAAAAUAAAUGUAAAUAUUCUACAUGUGCUCCAGAAUAUAAAAUGUAAAAUGAAUCCUCUGGGACAGUUCUGAGAAAACCAAAACAAUUGUUCUCCUAUUCUACUGAGAACCUUUCUCCAUUUUCAGAAGACCUCAUUGGAGCACGGUUAGUUUCAAGGGAAAAAAAAAUAAUCAGUGGGCCUGCAAAAAUGGCCUUCUAGGAACAGGAAAAUAUCACUUCAAUUUCACCUCUACACUAGAGGAGGGAAGCCUCACCUGCUCUUCCCUGCCCCACCCCCAGUUCCUCACCAUGCCCCUCCCUCCUUCCCAUACCUACCUGGAGGAGAGGUGACCACUAUUUGCCAAAGGCAUGAAGGUGCCUUGGUGGCACCUGCCACCUUCCCCUCUUCUCUCUCUCCUUCUUGCCUCCAACUUUUCAGAGCCCUACCACUCAUGCAGAUGGGAUUCUUUCUCUCUCUCUUCCUCAUUUCCUACACACAAUGGUACAUACAGACGUCAUUAAACAUUCUUAGUUACCUUUAGCUCAUGUCCAACCCAGGGAGAAUCAAGGCUGAACAUUGUGGAGAAAAUAAAUAUUUAGCCUUCAACUGGUCAUUUUAUUCAUGUGCUUUAAAGUGGCCAUAACCUAUUAAAUUGCUUAAAUAACAGAAGGAGCUGGGGGAAAAAAAAGAAGGAAAAUGGUGUGGGCAAUUAUGUCCUGCUAUAGCCUUAGAGAUAGAUGUCCAGCUGUUCAAGUUUCCCAAACAUUGAAGUAGAUUCUCCAGUGUAGAUACAUCAUAGAUGUUACUGCACAUUCAUCCCUUUGCAUUCAUGUUACUUUGGCCAUAAUGUUACACAUGAUGUGCAUUACACUUACCAGCUUUAGGAGGCAGAUACUCAGGUAAAAACAUGUUGAGGGCUGGAACUACCUGAGAGAGCUUUGCCUCCAUUCUCUUUUGCCAAAUAGAAGCAGGAAACUGGCUGGUCAUGUUGCUGGUGGAAUGAGGCAAAAUGUUCUCACAGUCCAACCUUUCUAGUGCUUUACACUGGGAAACAGGAGAAGGAAAUACGUCAUGUGCAAAAUGACACUGGUUCAUGGGUCCAAGGGUGGGAUUUUCUUAAAUGAACAUUAUGUAUGAUACUUGGAAAUAUUCUCAAGUACAUUCCAUCUUUCUGAAGUUGGUGACUAUUUUAUAACAUCUGUUUGAGAAGCUUAAUUACAACUUGCCAAAUGAAAAAUAUAUUUCUAAUGCCAGACAGAAAGAAUCUCCAAGAUAUCUUAUGAUGAUGUCGAUUCCUUAGCAUCUUACCAAAGGGUGAUAUUCCACUGUCUUUUCUAAACCAAGUAUAAUCAAAAAAGUGUUUGUUUUGGUUCACUUUGGUUCAGUUGGCAAUUGUGGUGAUGGGAAUGACAGAAUAAAAUGUCUCAAGAAAGAAAAAGCAUGCCAAGAUAAAAAUUCUAAGAGGGGUGUGGAAUAAUACCUUAGCAGCCUCUAGCAAGGCGGAUGUAAAUGCUCAUGUAAAUUCUGUAUAUAGUUCAUUGAAAUGUUCUGUCAUCUUAUGUUGUGUGUGGUUGACCAUGGCUUUGAAUGGAUGCUUAAAAAACCUGAGACCUGUAAAUAGUA